GGCGUUCUUCACAUUUCACUGGCGAGACGCGCAGAGGCGCCCACGACUCCCAGCCAGGCCCCGCGCUCCCUGCGACCGAUUGCUCCGCUCGCAAAUCCCACUCGGCAAAUUGUUCCCCGCUGCUUUGCGUUCAUUAACGACCGGUUAUAUAUUUUGUUUUUUUUACCACCCCAAUAAUAUAUUUACAUAGGUGAACUGUUCGGAUCGUUUAAUUCGCCGAUUGCUUAUUCUGAAGAUAUUUAUCAUUUUUGGAGGAUAUUUCAUGAAAUUAUAGAAGCGUUGGCUGAUUUAGUUUAAAAAAUAAUAAUUAUAACAAUCAUUAAAUUACAUUAAAUAAUAAUUAUAAUUAUAACUUGGGGCCAUAGGCUCGGUAGUGAAUUUCAAGCGAAGUUGCCGACCUUCAGUCGGAACGACGGCAUCAUUCGCUUGACCGGACCAAGCCCCUGCCUGCGAUGAUGUCACGGGACAUCAGAGAAUCCAGCAACAUGUUCUGAUCGCGUGUCAUGGCGAAGUCGGAAAGCCAAAUGGACAUCGUGGAGAAGCAGACCAAGCCACGGCACCAGCGGCUGUCGGCGCCGCUGCGGCUCGGCGCGGCCCUCCUGCUCUGCGCCCUCGCGUGCGCGGUGGUGACGCUCGCCGUGCUCUACGUGGUCGAGCGAGAGAAGAGGGCGUCUUGGAAUGUGUGCAUCACUCCCGAGUGCAUCGCGGCCUCGGCUCGCAUCCUGGACGGCAUGGACUCCACCGUGGACCCGUGCCAGGACUUCUACAGCUUCGCGUGCGGUGGCUGGCUCAAGAAGCACGUGAUCCCCGAGCGCAGCUCCUACUACAGCACCUUCGACAUGCUGCGGGAUGACAUGGAGGUCGUACUCAAAGAUGUCCUCGAAAGGCCGGACAAGGGCAAUCGUGAAGCCAUCAGGAAAGCCAAAAGGCUGUACAGAUCCUGCAUUAACGAAUCUGCCAUAGAGGAGAGGGAUUCGGAGCCGCUGCUCAAUCUCCUGGACAGCAUCGGCGACUGGCCCGUGAUCAACGACAACUGGACCACGACUCACGGGGGGGUCUGGCGGCUGGACAAUGUCCUCGCCAAGCUGAACUCAGUCUUCUGGAAGAGGGUCAUCGUGGACAUGUACGUGGGGCCUGACGACGAGAACUCCAACAAGCACGUCAUCCACGUUGAUCAGCCAAUGCUCGGCCUGCCCUCCAAGGAUUAUUACUACGGUGACGGGAAUUACAGAACGGCCCGCGAGGCCUACCUGCAAUUCAUGGUCUCCAUGGCCACCAUGCUGAGGAGCGACCGCAAGCGGCCGCGGAGCGAGGAGGCCGUGCGCGAGGAGAUGGCCAUGGUCCUGGAGCUGGAGGUGGCGCUCGCCAACAUCACGACGCCCACCGAGGAGCGGCAGGACAUCACCAAGAUGUACAACAAGAUGACCCUGAGCGAGCUCGAGGACAAGUUCAAGCUUCCCGGCUUCGAGUGGACGAGGUUCGUGCGCUCCGUGUUGGCGAGCGUCAACGUGACGGUGCCGAGCGAGGAGGACGUCGUCGUCUACGCGCCCGAGUACCUCGCCAAGCUGCCGGACGUCCUCGGCAAGUACCCAGCGAGAGUCCUUCAGAACUACAUUGCGUGGAGGCUGGUGAAGGAGAUCGUGUUCACGCUGAGCCAACGGUACAAGGAGGUUCACUCAAGCUUCAAGAAGGCGCUGCUCGGCACCACGUCGGAGGACGCGCGGUGGCGAGAGUGCGUGGGAGGCGUCAACUCGAACAUGGAGAACGCCGUGGGGUCGCUCUACGUGCGUCAGGUGUUCGCCGGCGAGAGCAAGCAGAUGGUGGACGAGAUCAUUGGCAGGAUAAGGCAGGUGUUCAUCGAGAAGCUGGACGAGAUGGAGUGGAUGGACGGCUCCACCAAGGUCAAGGCGCAGGAGAAGGCGGAAAGCAUCAAGGAGAUGAUUGGCUACCCGGAUUACAUCCUGGAUGACGACGACCCCAAGUUGGACGAAGAGUACAAGAACCUGAACUUCGGCGAGGCGUCGUACUUUGAGAACACGCUGGAGAACAUGCACGACGGCGUGCAGAAGAGCCUGCAGAAGCUGCGCGAGCCAGUCAACAAGGACGCAUGGGUGGGUGGAGCUGCGGAGAUCAACGCCUUCUACACACCGAGCCGCAACAAAAUCGUUUUCCCGGCUGGAAUCCUGCAGCCGCCCUUUUUUUCCAAGGGGCAGCCGCGGUCGCUGAACUACGGCGGCAUCGGCAUGGUGAUCGGGCACGAGAUAACGCACGGCUUCGACGACAACGGACGCAAUUACGACAAGGACGGGAACCUCAACAACUGGUGGUCCAACUCGUCGGCCGUGAGCUUCAAGAAUCUCUCCCGGUGCAUGGUCCAUCAGUACGGCAACUUCACCUGGGACAUAGCCGGGAGGCAGAACCUGAGCGGCGUCAACACGCUGGGAGAGAACAUCGCCGACAACGGCGGCAUCCGGCAGGCAUACCAGGCGUUCACGAAGAUCGCGGCGGAUGAGAAGGAGGAACCCACACUCCCGGGCCUCAACUUAAACCACAAGCAGCUCUUCUUCCUGAACUUUGCCCAGGUGUGGUGUGGCACGUAUCGACCAGAGUCGGCCAGCAUCUCCAUCAAGGCCGACUCCCACAGCCCCGGCCAGUUCAGGGUCACCGGCGUCCUGCAGAAUUUCGAGGAAUUUGCGGAGGCGUUUCAGUGCAAAGCCAACGAUUUCAUGAGCCCAAGAACGAAGUGCAGAGUUUGGUGAGGCAAACACCCACGGAGGGAGACUACAAAACGGAACGCUCGCAAAACCUGCGGCGGAGAACGAGGAAUACGCAUAAUGGACUCUACACAGCACCGAGAUUUUCCUGCCGUUUAGUAAAGUUACAGGCCUCGUGUGCUGCAUUCACAGAUUGCAACUUCGCCUUGCAGGCAAAAGGCAAGGGGGAAGGCUCGGUAAAAGAUGGACAACCCACAAACAGUAUUUAGGAAUCGCUUGGCUAUUAAGCUCGUAAAACUGCCAAUGCCUGCGCUGUAGGCCUCGCACACUGAACUGCUUUGCUUGAUAAUGAGCAGCACCUCGGGUGGUGUUUGUGUGCCAGCUGUAGUGUCCAUGCACGAGUGUCGGCCUGGUGCGUUUUAUCUUGCCUCUCGUCGUAUUACGACGGCUCAGGGCCUGCGGCUCAGGCCCUGCCUGCCCCCUGCCCCCCCCCCCCCCCCCCCCCCACCCCCCCCCCCCCCCCCCACCCCAUAAGCAGAACUUUCCCGCGUUCGGUUUUAACAUCUGGGUUGCCGCACGCAGGUCCAGAGACCCGAGAGUGUGGGAGACCUGGGGUAACGACUGUUAACGCAACCGGACUCCCGGCUGAGCUUUUCUGAAGGCGCAAAAAUAUUCUAAAUCGUUUUGCCGUAAUUUUUUCACUCGAUUUUGUAGCGAAAACAUGGUGCAACGAGUCUGCGGCUGCCUGCCUAGGUAGAUAACUUGAUGACCUUUCCGUUUCAUCGCUGUUAUGCGUGCUCAAUGUUUUAUUCCCCAGUGGACUUCUGCCACGCGCAAGCCGAAACCCGCCAGGUUCGGCUUCACGAGCACAUGAGAACGCUCAACGGCGCAGAACUGUCUGCAACCCGAGCAACUCAGACGGCGAGAAUGCCGAUGGUGCAUUGUUAACCCGGCUGGCUGGCUGACUGACAGAUGGCCCAUCGUGCCCGCAAGCCUGGCAGCAGGCUGUCGGUGCGCGCUGCAGAGUGGGCCUCAAUCGCGCCGUGCGUAGCCCAGGCAUGGGAUUUGGCGGCCACUCUGACCGGGAUAUAGUCCUGGGGACCGACAGGGUGACUUGGCACUAAUCAGACAGGCCCGCAGUCGUGCGUGGCCAAAAGCUGAAGAUGCCCGGAGAAGUGCGUGGCAAAAGCUUGAGAGAAGAAAGUGCCGAAUACGCAGGCGAGCACUUGGACUCGUGAUGGCGAUGCGUGCCGAGCGAGCUGCCUGGGUACGGAUCGGCGUGGCGAGCCUCGUGCAGCGAGGGUUUAGAGUUCAGUGGAACCACACCGACUGGAGUCACCAUCAGUGUCAAUACACUUGUAGCAGUAACCCGCACGAGAGUGCGAUAUUGUGAUAGACAUAUACAUAUAUAUUUAAUCUAUAUUUAGUAUAUGCGUUUGAUGUACAGUUUAUAUAACAAUUUUAUUUAGACCUGUAAUAUAUAUGACACGCACAACAUACACCCCCCCCCAACCGCCGUAUAGCCUUUAACAGACUAUUGGGGCUGUUAGCGAGCACCUAUUAAGGCCGACAUGGCACACCAGAGCUGGGGCAGCUACCACCACGCCCGGCCGCCUUUGUCUCCCCAAUGCUGGUGUUUAUACACCUGCACCAGGUAGUCAUUUAAGGCUUAUUCGACCUAGGGGAGGCCCAGGAGACGGUUCAGAUAUUCGUCACCGGUGUUGACUCACGAGCGGGAAUCCGUAGCGUGGCGCACUAGCCACCGCACCUGCCACUCCCCACGCACGCACGUCCACACAUUCACAUUGGGCGAGCAAUUUAGACAUUGAUGGGCACGUCAAGAACAUCAUGAACGUUCGUUUGGUGAGGUGGCAGAAGCUGUCCUCCCAGUAGGAGAUUUCCAGACCACACGGGAGUCUGAGAACAUUGGAGGCCUUCUGCAGUGGCGCCACGGUGGAAAGAUGUUUACUACCUCGCAUGGUAUACAGGAGGUCGUGGGUUCGUUCCUGACCCUGACGCCUGCUGUAUAUUUGGAGUUUGCGUCUCUCUCUCCCCGUGGUCGCGUAGAUUUUUCUCCG
This is a messenger RNA of Petromyzon marinus (sea lamprey), 4792 nucleotides long. Its product is annotated as neprilysin-like. NCBI's taxonomy places the organism in Eukaryota, Metazoa, Chordata, Hyperoartia, Petromyzontiformes, Petromyzontidae. Gene Ontology annotation, biological process: protein processing. The record is from RefSeq and is a predicted model, not a curated record. Gene Ontology annotation, cellular component: plasma membrane. Gene Ontology annotation, molecular function: metalloendopeptidase activity.